AUGGCGGGCUGCAAAGGCGGAGGAAAGAAGAAGAAAUUCCAGUCUCUAGGAGAAGUUUUGGACAGAAUCUCUGUCCUUGUUCAGACAACUCCUGUGGCAAGAAAAGCUGUGUUUGAGGCAGGAGCUAUUCCUUUCCCAAGUGAGGCCUUGCACAAAAGUUCCAGAGAGGCAAAAGAGCAAGCGCUGAAGAUUUUGCAUGGGUUUGCAACAGGCGGUGUAGAGUAUCAAGACACUUUAACACACAUCUUGCCAUACCUGGUCAACCUCUCAGAUGCAGAAGAGAUGCUGGUAUACCCCACCAUUGAGCUUAUUUGA
This is a messenger RNA of Cyclocybe aegerita, 315 nucleotides long. NCBI's taxonomy places the organism in Eukaryota, Fungi, Basidiomycota, Agaricomycetes, Agaricales, Hemipholiotaceae. The record is from the annotation of a GenBank genome assembly.